Molecule: messenger RNA, 1552 nt
Organism: Paramecium pentaurelia
Lineage: Eukaryota; Ciliophora; Oligohymenophorea; Peniculida; Parameciidae
Source: the annotation of a GenBank genome assembly
AUGGUAAAGUAAUUAUUCACAGAAUAAGAGAAAUAAGAUCUAUUGAAAAAGAAAGCAAUAGAGAUAAGAGAAGAGUUUUUUUAAACAUAUGUUCCAAUUUAAAAUGCAGAGGAGUCAUAAAAGAAGAAAUUAAUGAAGAAAGUACCAUGGAAUGAACAUAUGACAGCUACAUCAGAUGAUAAAAUUUUAAUCGAUCCAUCUUUAGGAAAUGAGGAAGCAUAAAGAGAAGUGUAAAUUUAUCAAAUUACAUUUGCAAAUGUGUAGAGAUCCAUAGGAUAUUUAACUUAAGAAGGAGUAAAAUAAUAUUAUUAAAUUAUUUUAGAUUCCUGUAUAAAGGCCUGAUGAUUUUGAAGUUGAAAUGUUUAAAAGUCCUAAAUAAAUGGAUAAAAUCAAGUUAAAAAUUGAAAAAAAGAGGGAUGAUAAAAAUAAAAAAGAAGAAGAAAAAAUGAAAAAACAUAGUAAAAAAUUAAAUAAACAAAUGAGAAUCAAAAAAAUGAGAGAAGAACAUAAAGAAAAAAGAUCAAACAAGGUUGCUAUAGAAUAAUGGAAAAAAGAGAUAAAAGAAAAAGGUAGUGAAAAAGCAAGGGAUUUAGAUGAAAUUAUCAAAGAAAAUAAUUAAAAGCCAAAAAAAUUUAGGAAGGAUAAAAAUUAAUAAUAAGAUGGAGUUAAAAAAAAUGGAAUGUUUAAAUAAAAGAAUGGUAAUUUUAAGAAGACAGGAAAAAUGAGAACAUAAGAAAAUUCAUUCUAAAAUGGGGGAAAUAGAAAUUUUGGAUAAAGAUCAUAAAGCUCUGAUGCUAAUGGAUUCAGAAAUAAUAAAUUUGAAGGAAAGCCAUAAAGAAGUAGAAGUUUCUCAGGUUAAGGAGGUCAAAGAAACAAUGGUGGUGAUAGUAAUAAUUAAGAAAGAAAAUCAUUUGGAGGGAGAGGAAAGUCAUUCGGAGGUGAAAAUAAAUCUGAAGGAAAUUCCUUCAGAGGAAGAGGGCGAGGAGGCUAAUUUGGUGGAAAGUCAUUCGGAGGGAGAGGAAAAUCAUUUGGAAGUGAAAACAAUUCUGAAGGAAAUUCUUUUAGAGGAAGAGGGCGAGGAGGUUAAUUUGGUGGAAAGUCAUUCGGAGGGAGAGGAAAAUCUUUUGGAAGUGAUAAUAAUUCAGAAAGAAAUUCUUUUAGAGGAAGAGGGCGAGGAGGCUAAUUUGGUGGCAGAGGAAAAUCAUUUGGAAGUGAUAAUGCUCAAGGAAAAUCUUUUGGAGGAAGAGGACGAGGAGGCUAAUUCGGUGGAUAAUAAGGUGGAAGGCCAUUUGGAGGGAGAGGAAAGUCAUUUGGAAGUGAAAAUAGAUCUGAAGGAAAGUCUUUCGGAGGAAGAGGACGAGGAAGCAAAUUUGGUGGACAACAAGGUGGUAGGUCAUUUGGAGGAAAACCUUAAGGUGGUAAAUCAUUUGGAGGAAGAUAAUAAGGUGGUAAGCCAAAUGGUGGCAAAUCAUUUGGAGGUAAAUUUAAUAAAAAAGGAAAUUAGUCAUUCAAAAGUAAUAAUAAAUCUUUCAGAUCAAAAGGAAAAAAAUGA